GGCGUGAGCCAUUGUGCUUGUCACGUGAUCUGAUUUUAAUGUUUACAUCCAGGGGGAUAACUAUAGGAAGUGCCAAUUUCACUUUCAUUUCUUUCUUUAUCAAUAAAGUCCAAAGGUUUUUUUUCCCUUUAAUGUACACAUAAUCUAGAAAGACCUUCAGGAGGAAGUUGGUGAGGCUCCUUAUUCACCCGUCUAUUGCACUUCAGCAAUAUGGAGGAGCUGGUGGUAGAGGUGCGGGGCUCCAACGGAGCAUUUUACAAGGCAAUUGUGAAAGAUGUGCAUGAAGACUCAGUGACUGUGACUUUCGAAAACAACUGGCAGCCAGAGAGACAAAUUCCAUUCCAUGAUGUGAGGUUUCCACCACCAGCAGGUUAUCAUAAAGACAUCAAUGAGGGCGAUGAAGUAGAGGUUUAUUCAAGAGCAAAUGAAAAGGAACCAUGUUGCUGGUGGCUGGCAAAAGUGCGAAUGAUAAAGGGUGAGUUUUAUGUUAUAGAAUAUGCAGCUUGUGAUGCUACAUAUAAUGAAAUUGUCACAAUUGAGCGUCUUCGUCCAGUGAAUCCAAACAAGCCCGCAACAAAGAAAACUUUUCACAAAAUCCGACUGGAUGUGCCAGAUGAUUUACGGCAAAUGUGCGCUAAAGAAUCUGCACAUAAAGAAUUCAAAAAAGCCAUUAGAGCCUUUUCUGUCAGUUAUGAUUCAGAAAACAAUCAGCUGUUUAUUUUGUCCGUAAAUGAUGUGACAACUACGCGUGCAACCAUGCUAAGUGACAUGCAUUUCCGAAGUCUUCGGACCAAGUUGACACUGAUAUUAAGGAAUGAAGAAGCCAGCAAACAGUUAGAGAGCUCCAGGCAGCUUGCUUCACGUUUCCAUGAGCAGUUCAGUGUGCGUGAAGACCUCAUGGGCUUGGCCAUUGGUACUCAUGGUGCCAAUAUUCAACAAGCAAGAAAAGUUUCUGGCGUCACUGCUAUUGACUUGGAUGAAGACACGUGUACAUUUCAUAUCUAUGGUGAGGACCAAGCUGCUGUUAAGAAGGCUCGAAGUUACCUAGAAUUUUCUGAAGAUGUGGUACAGGUCCCAAGAAGUUUAGUUGGAAAAGUAAUAGGAAAAAACGGGAAACUCAUUCAGGAAAUAGUAGAUAAAUCCGGAGUUGUCCGAGUGAGAAUUGAGGCUGAGAAUGACAAGAAGAUCCAACAGGAAGAGGGUAUGGUCCCAUUUGUGUUUGUUGGAACAAAGGACAGCAUCACAAAUGCAACUGUUCUUCUAGAUUACCACCUUAAUUAUUUAAAGGAAGUAGAUCAGUUACGUUUGGAAAGGUUACAAAUUGAUGAACAGCUAAGACAGAUCGGUGCAAGUUCCAGACCUCCACCAAAUCGUACAGACAAAGAGAGAGGGUAUAUGACAGAUGACAGCACAGGACCCUCUCGUGGUAAUCGGCCUUAUGGAGGUAGAGGGCGGAACAGACGUGGUCCUGGCUAUGCUUCAGGAACAAACUCUGAAGCAUCAAAUGCUUCUGAAACAGAGUCUGACCAUAGAGAUGAGUUAAGUGACUGGUCUUUAGCACCUGCUGAGGAAGAUCGAGAUGGAUAUCCUCGUAGAGGGGACUCCCGUAAACAAGGAGGUGAUUCUAACCGUGGACAGGGAGGUAGGGGUCGUGGAGGUUACAAAGGAAAUGAGGAUUUGUCGCGAAUGGACAAUAGGCCACGUGGGUCAAGAGAUGCAAAAGGAAGAACAGGCAAUGGGGCACAUCAGGUCCGAAUAGACAGCAAUAAUGAAAGAAGCAUAAAUGCUAAAUUACCACAAAAUACCUCUAAUGAAGGCAGUCGGCAACGUACAGGGAAGGAACGUAAUCAGAAGAAAGAAAAGUCUGACAGCAUGGAGAGUCAGCAAGUUUUGGUGAAUGGAGUACCCUAACAUGAGUUUUUCCAGAAUAGUAUUUCCUGUACUAUUUCAGUAAUUUGUUAUUCUUCAUUAGAGAAACUUGUUAGGCCAAAGACAAAUGGUAAGUUGGCACAGGGCACGAAAUAAAAUGUUAUCUGUUGGCCUUAUUUACAGAUCUAUCAGCUACAGGCAGCUGUUUACAAGGGGAAAAUGGAAAAACUGCAACAAGAACUGAUAUGAUAGAAUCUUGUUAUGUAGAAAACUGUAGGAAAUAUUUGUUACCUAUUGCACUCAAUGUCAGAUCAUUCUGUUGGAAAGAAAUGUUGAGCUGUUUGGAGAAAUGUAUGUGCAUUGGUAUAUAUCUGUUUAAUUUUAAUUAAUGUGAGCAGUUCUUUGACAUUAUCACUGAAUUUUGACUUAUUGGAGUGAAUGUUUGCAGAAGUUCUUUUGAAUAUCUGUUUUGUUCUGCUUACAGUUUCUUAACGAAAUGCAAAUUGUUUCAUGUCCUGUGUCAGUUCAUGUUCUUGUCCUUUUUUUUUCUUUUAAUGUAGUAGACCCUUAAAUUUUAUGAGAUGUAAUGAUUGUCCUUCAUUUAGCAAAAAAGUUGUAUGAUCCGUGCCUUUUUUAUAUAUCGCAUAAGGGGUUAUAUUUGGAAGCAGAAAUCAGGGAAGAAGAGCUGGGAACACUAAAUGUAAAAUACUUAUAUGUAGCAUACAUUCAGACAUUGAAAUACUUUAUAGAAAGAAUGCAUGUUUUUCAUAGUUUUCUUUAAACAUAAUUGCAAACCAUAACAAAUGGGGGCAUUUGUUUUGCACUGAAGUCUUAGAAAAUAGUAUUACUGAGUGAGGGAAGCACCCUUCAUUUGUGAAUGUUGGCCCUUUGGGUUAGCAAAGAGCUUUCUGGUCAAAAAAGUUUACCUGUUCAGAAGGUGAGUGUGCUCAUAUUAUAUGGUAUUAAAAUUUAGAGAAGAUUUUACAUCUUAGUAAGAUUGGUGCAUUCCAAAUGGGCUUAAUGUAAGUUAAAUGCAUAAGGUGUAAAUCAAAUUAAUAGAUAAUUAAAACAUUUCAGAAAUUUAUUAUACAUACAGCUAGGACCAGGUUACUGUUACCAGCAAAGAAAGCUUUGAAAAAAAAUGCAAAGCAGAAUUUACAUUCUCUUUGUUGUCCUUUGUUUUACUAUGAGCUUGUUCUUUUUUUGAAGUGUUCUUGAAGAGGGUUUCGUCCUGAUGGUAUCGAUAAGUUAUGCUGCAGUUCAAUGCUAAUUCUAUCCUACUGGAUUUUGUGAACAUUUUUGAACCCACUUGUUUUUUCUAGCUUUUUUCUGUGCAUCAGAUGCAUACAAAUGAUAUGACAGAAAACUGUACAAGACAUGAAAUGUCUUAAAGUAUUGCCAAACAUUAAUGUUAAUUUGUAGUUAUUUAUUUUGGGGUUGUAUAGUAUUUGAAAGCAAUGAUUGGUACCUUGCACACAUCAUCUGUAAGCUGUUAAAAUACUGUAGAUAAUUAAACCAAGGUAGACCGACCUUGUAAUGUUAACUGCUCUUGGGGCAAUAUUCUUUGUACAUACUAGCUGAAACAGACUGGGUUUUAUGUUAACAUUUGUUUGGUUAUAGUGCAAUAUAUUUUGUAUGCAACAGUUUCAAUAAAGUUUGAUCUUCCUUUGCUAACUGA
Molecule: messenger RNA, 3547 nt
Organism: Protopterus annectens (West African lungfish)
Lineage: Eukaryota; Metazoa; Chordata; Ceratodontiformes; Protopteridae
Gene: FMR1
Product: FMRP translational regulator 1
Exons: 15
Coding region: 211-1911 (566 amino acids)
Biological process (GO): regulation of alternative mRNA splicing, via spliceosome; negative regulation of translation; regulation of dendrite morphogenesis
Cellular component (GO): axon; growth cone; dendritic spine neck
Molecular function (GO): translation regulator activity; protein homodimerization activity; mRNA 3'-UTR binding
Source: RefSeq, a predicted model, not a curated record